Molecule: messenger RNA, 387 nt
Organism: Lodderomyces jiufengensis
Lineage: Eukaryota; Fungi; Ascomycota; Pichiomycetes; Serinales; Debaryomycetaceae
Gene: HSP12
Product: Hsp12p
Exons: 1
Coding region: 1-387 (128 amino acids)
Source: RefSeq, a predicted model, not a curated record
AUGAGUGACCCAUUUAGAAAACCAAUCAACGAAAAAGUUUCAGAAUCAUUAACUCCACAAUCAGACAAAUCAACUUUAGAAAAAGCUAAAGAAGGUGUUACUGAUAAAGUUGACCAAUUUGCUGCUAAGAACACUAGUGACAAUAACAAAUCAUUCUCACAAACAGUUGCUGAUGAUGUAACUAAAGGUAAAAAAGAUGCUGAAAAAGCCGUUGAUGAAGAAAAAUCAAAAGCAUCAAGUGAAGGUCAAACUUUAGCUGAAACUGCUCAAGAAUACGUCGAUGCUGCUAAAGAAGAAAUCUCAAAAGCUGCUGAAUAUGUCUCAGGGGUCGUUUCCGGGGCUACCGAAGGUGCUCAAACUGGUGCUGAAGGUGUCAAUAAAAAAUAA